Polychytrium aggregatum is the source of this 2823-nucleotide messenger RNA. RefSeq lists its product as uncharacterized. NCBI's taxonomy places the organism in Eukaryota, Fungi, Chytridiomycota, Chytridiomycetes, Polychytriales. The transcript has 11 exons. The coding region runs from base 1 to 2823 and encodes 940 amino acids. The record is from RefSeq and is a predicted model, not a curated record.
AUGACCUCGGUGACUCACUCGGCCCCCGCAUCCUCGCCUGCUGUACCGCCCCAGCUCAUUCUCCACCUGCGCAACCAAGCUCUGAAACUUGAGGAAGAGAAGUUCAUGAUGAGUGCAACACGACGCGAGGAUCUCCUUCGCGAGCUGUUUGUUCGCGAUGCCAUCGUGAGAAACCGCGAGAUGAGUCCCUUCACCCUCAACUUCUCGAUAGAUGAGAGGCUAUUCAACGACUUCAAGAUGUCGCUCGACAGCGAGAGAGCCACUGCUGAUGCCAGGCGGUCUGUGCCGGACGAUCGUCAAACUGCUUCCAAGUCCGCCGACUCCGAAACGAAAGGAUACGACUUUUAUGCAUGGCAGCUGAAGGUCGCUGCAACCCAACUUACGCCGCUGCUGCAAAAUGCGCCAGUGGCUCUGACGACGAACGAUUGGAUGUUUGCACGCGAUGAGGCCAAGCAGCUCAAGACGCUUCAGCGGAUAGAGCAGCUCAAGAGUACAAACGAGUGGAGCUUCAAGCAGCUCAAGCCCCAGGCUCCGCCACCACGUGCUAAGGUCCAAUGGGACCACCUCCUGGACGAGGCCAAAUGGCUUCGGGAAGACUUUCGACAAGAACGCAAAUGGAAGAUCGCCGCUGCCCGCCAGUUGUCUCUGUGGAUCAUGGAGUGGCAUGGGUCAAGCGACCGAUCGGCCCUGUGCAUCAAAGCUCGCCCUCCGCCCGCUAUAACUGAAACAAGACUCGAAGAAAGCUCGGUAUUUGAUCAAUUCGUAUCGGCCGACGCCGUUGGUCCAUCGAAUAUGCUAUCAGCAGUCAAGAGCGAGACCGAGGAGUCUUCUGCAUAUGCAUCUCGCGAUUACGGUGCUUCCUCUGAGCAGCCGUUGUACCGGCCGGAUGACGAUAAAGUGGUCGCCACAACGACCUCUGCCAAUCGCGGCACCGGUAUCCUCCACGCGGAUGAAAACGGGGAAAACUCGGUUGUUCCAAGCGUUUUGCUGGACCCUGAGUCGCUCAUCUAUCCCCUCGGACCCGAGUUCUCGUCCGAGGCCCUGGAUCUCUAUAUCGAAAGCAAAGCCGGCUCCUCGAAACCCAAAGUCGUUCCGAUGCCGCUCUGGGGCUUUAGUUCGUCGAAGGAUGGCCAAAGCGACAGGGAAUACCGUCCCGACGGCUACUACGAAGAUCGCAUCGUUCCUGUAUCGGCGCUCUUCACACAAAGCCUGGCUGUCUCAGCGAUCGAUCAGUAUCACAAAAAUGAGAAGAGCGUUGCGGGUUCCUUUGCAUCUUCGGCAGAGACCGCACCCCCUUCCUUGCUUUUGCCUCAAGAUAUCCAUACACACGAAUCAAUCUUGGAAUCUCCGCUCUUUGGCUCGCCGAAACGGACGGAUGCUCGAGAUGUGCCACCUCCAUCUUCGCCGGCACCCGCCAGCGAAAACAGUCGACGGCCUCUCAACUGGAACGCCGUCGAGGACGAGCAGCUCCUUCUGUAUGCACCAAUCUUCCAGUUCAAUUGGCUGAUCAUGAGCGACGUCCUGCAGAACGGGCCGGCAUGCAUGAAGGAGCCCAGAACGCCGUGGGACUGCUACCAGCGAUACAAGUCGCUUGCUCUGGCUAGCGACCACACUUCAGCGUCAUCUGUGACAGCGUCAUCGUCCAAAGGCGCGCUGGAGCCUCCCGGUCUCGGCUCGUCGUCCGGGUACUCGGCCAUCGUCAAGUCUAUGGCCUUGAUGACCUCCAAGAAGCGCGCUGAAGCCCGGAGGAGGAUGAAGAAGCAUAUAUUGAUCUUUGAGCACAUCCACGAGUUGAGUGCGGAGAAGAAGCGCAAGGAGCUGGCCUCAAAGUCAACCAAUGUCAACAUCCGCAAGACUGUUCAUGAGACCCAUACGCAGGCCGUGAUGGACCAUGGAUGCCGGCCGCUCAGCCCCAAAACACUGAGCGAGAUGAAGGAUAAGCGCGACCGUGAGCUCAAGAUGGAGAGGCAUGCUGCCGCCGCUGCUGCCGCCGCGGCUCAAGCGCACUCGCUCCAGAAUGUUCGUCCGCCCCACCACGCCAUUGCCCGACCCCCUCCCGGGGUCCCCGCGACCCUUCCACACUCGCCGUACGGAUAUGCAGUGCGACCGAUGAUUCCUGCGCAUAUGCCUCCAAGGUCGCCUGCAGCCCAAGGGCCGAUUCCCAAUGCCGGGGUGCUGGUCACUUCUCAGCCGCAGUCGCCACAAAUCCCGACAGCGGUUACAGCCAACUCGAUCUUGUCACAGCAAAUGCUGCGUACAAUGGCCAUGCGCCCGCACAUGUCCUACUCCGCAAAUCCCAUGCAAGGUGCCGGGAUGAUGAUGCAGUACGCCAACUUGAUUCCGUCCAUGAACCCGAUGGUCCAGGCACAUCUCCAGCAGCCCAUCUCGCGCCCUGGCGAGACUGCCAUGAAUGCUGCCGCCCAUUUUGCGCUGCAACAAGCCAAGCAGCCCGUGCACCCGAUGCUACUGCGCCCACAGCAGAACUUUUCUCAGCACUUUAUCUCCCAGCAUCCCCAACUGCAGAUGCAACAGCUCCAGCAGCUUCAACUUCAACAGCAGCAGCAACAGCAGCAGGCUCUUCAAGAAGGAAUCCAGUCCCAGGCCAGCAUGUCGUCGGUCCUGGGAGUGCCUGUGCCAUCGUCAAUUCCACUUCCUCACCCAAACCCACAAGCACGCGCCUCUCCGGCGCCGCUGUUGAACCCUUCGGGCUCCUCACCCCGAAACUCACCGCGACCAGCCCCCGCAGUUCUCUCCGGACUCAUCGAGGGAGACCCGGGCGUCGGCAUGGGUUCCGCAGGGCCAUCUCCGCUGGGUCAGAAAUGA